AUGGCUACUCUCGUCGCUGCCGCCCAGAAUGCCUCGACCCGAUCCCUCCUCUUGCCUUGUCUCGCUGCUGUCCUGCUCGCGCUGUAUCUCUACGCUUUCCGCUCGUGGUAUCGCCUACGCCAUGUUCCCGGACCUUUCCUGGCCUCCAUCUCGGGCAUCUGGAUGGUCAAGAAGGCCCUGAGUGGUCGGUUCCACGAGCAUCUCAAGGAGGUCUCAGAGAAAUAUGGCUCUCUGGUGCGUAUUGGUCCAAAUGAGUUGCUCUCCACAGAUCCAGAAGUUUUGCGCAUGAUGAGCGCAGUUCGUUCUCCGUACACAAAAGGUUUGUUCUACGAGACUGGGCGCAUCAUUCCUGGCGAGGAGACGGUUGUUUCGCUGCGAGAUGAGCAUGAGCAUAAACUAUUGAGAGCCAAAAUGGGCACAGCGUUUGGCGGCAAGGAGAAUGAAGGAUUCGGCUUUGGCGCUGGCAUUGACCGCCAAAUCCUCUCCUUCAUGGAUCUGAUUGACAGAAAGUAUAUAUCAACACCCACCGAGUAUCGCCCUGUGCAAUUCUUCCGGAAAACUUCCUUUUUUGCACUCGACGUCAUUGGCGAUAUAUCAUUCGGAGACGCCUUUGGAUUCCUGAAUCAAGACCAGGACUUGUAUCGUUAUAACGAAAUACACGAUGAAUCGCUGCCUGUCAUGAACAUCAUCUCAACAAUGCCCUGGCUCGCUACAAUCCUGUAUCGUUGGCCAUUCAAUCUUCUUCUACCCAAAGAAGGUGACCAGGUCGGGUUCGGUCGACUCAUGGGAUUUGCAAAGUCUCUGAUCGAUAAGAGAUUACGACCGGGUUCACGGCCCCAGAAAGAUAUGAUGCAGGCAUUCAUUAACAACGGCAUGUCACGAUCCGAGCUUAUCCAACAGGUAUUCGUUCAAAUCAUUGCCGGAUCCGUCUCUUCGGCGACAGCCAUGUGCAUGACCUUGCUGUGCCUCAUCACUACUCCAACCUCAUACACCACAUUGCAGAAGGAGAUUGACAGUGCCAUUCGCAAUGGUAAAAUCAGCUUCCCCAUUGCUGAGUCUGAGGCCAAGAAGUUGCCAUACUUGCAAGCCGUCAUUCGCGAAGGCCUGCGUAUGUAUCCUCCCGUGACCGGCCUAGGGUCUAAGCAAGUCCCAAAGGGAGGUGACCUUAUCAAUGGCCACUUCGUCCCGGAAGGCACCCAGGUCGGUACAAAUUACUUUGGACUCAUGCGCUGCAAGGAUGUUUGGGGCAACGAUGCCGACGUUUUCCGGCCAGAGAGGUGGCUCGAGGCCGAUGAUGAGCGGCUGAGGAUCAUGAAUGGUGUAGUGGAUCUAACCUUCGGCUACGGCAAGUACUCCUGCCUGGGAAAGCCAAUCGCCAUGAUGGAGCUGAACAAAAUCUUUGUCGAGCUGUUGCGAAGAUAUGAUUUUACUAUAGUAAACCCCCAAUCUCCGAUCAAAGCAUGGAGUGCUGUGUUCUGGGUAGCGAAUGACUUUUGGCUGCGAAUCACCAAGAGAGAAUAA
This is a messenger RNA of Pestalotiopsis fici W106-1, 1521 nucleotides long. RefSeq lists its product as uncharacterized. The record is from RefSeq and is a predicted model, not a curated record. Gene Ontology annotation, molecular function: monooxygenase activity; iron ion binding; oxidoreductase activity, acting on paired donors, with incorporation or reduction of molecular oxygen. Lineage: Eukaryota; Fungi; Ascomycota; Sordariomycetes; Amphisphaeriales; Sporocadaceae. Bases 1 to 1521 code for a protein of 506 amino acids. The transcript has 6 exons.